Messenger RNA from Pisolithus orientalis, 315 nucleotides. RefSeq lists its product as uncharacterized. The coding region runs from base 1 to 315 and encodes 104 amino acids. NCBI's taxonomy places the organism in Eukaryota, Fungi, Basidiomycota, Agaricomycetes, Boletales, Pisolithaceae. The transcript has a single exon. The record is from RefSeq and is a predicted model, not a curated record.
AUGGAUCAACCAAGCAGCAGCACAGAUGUGCCACAGCACUAUGUAGAUGACCCUGGUCAACAUGCACACAAGAGAAGGGCACAUGCGAGUGCCAGAGACCCACCAAAUAGUCUCCAGACACCAGCUGAACACCCGAGGGAGGGAGUCAGCACUACAGCUGCUAAACAGCAUGCAGCAGAGGAGAUGAGCUGCAAGGAGUCAGAUGGGCAUGCUGAACCCAAGGUCAUGGCUGAGCAAUGCAAAUGCGAGGCUAUUGAGCCAGCACCAGACCUAAUUCUUCAAAUGGAAGCAUGCACCACCAAGAAUUUACUAUGA